AGGAACGCGCACUAGUUUUUGGCAUCAAAUGCUACAUUUUCUAAGUAUAUUCUUUUUCAUAGGUAAUAUUUAAUUCUUCUGAUUUUAUUACGAGAAAAUUGACAGUCUUUUUGCGGGUCGUCACGAAAGUGCGGCCUUGCAAUCUGAAGAUAUUGUUUGGUCACGUGCACCAAUCGCGGGAACCCGCUCAGUUUAACCGGCAGAGGAGAGGUAAAUAAAGGUACAUGAGGAACCUGCUGUGUAAAUAUAACAACAGUGAGUAUUUCAUACGUUGUGCUUACUCGUAUUUAAACUAAGUCGCUGCAUGCUGAACAGUUUAAAUGGUGAAAGUGAAAGAAAAGGCUCAGCCGCCAGGGUUUGUUCUGUUUGUGUUUUUGUUUUGUGUGAAAGAUCAUCAUCAUUCAUCAUCAUGUCCACUGGAGACCUGAAGGGAUCCCUCAGAAAACUCGAGCUGCAGCUUAGGGCACUCAAGUACCCCAGGGAGGUGGACUAUUCGGGGUUGGCCAGAGGCGAUCCGUCCUCUUUCCUGCCUGUCCUCAGCUAUGCGUUCGUUUCCUACUCGCCACACUUUGCAGAGCACCUUGUGGCCUGUGGGGUUGAACUUGCUGGAAAGAGUGAUCUCAGAUUCAUUGAGUCUGUCUACAAGGUGCUGCGAGACCUCUUCCAUUAUAAGCCUCUUCUAACCAAGCAGCAGUUCCUGCAAUUUGGUUUUGCCGAGAGAAAGAUUGACCUCCUCUGCGACAUCAUCGGCUUCUUAACCAAGAAGCACAAAGAGCUGUCCAAACGGUCCAAGCCUGAUGUGCAGAAAAGGUCCCGGUCGUGUUUUCCGCCCGUCGAUCCUCCUUGCAAAACAGAGGUUUUUCUGCCCGAGACGGAUGCACCGAGGGCCGCAGCCCUGCCAAAACAGCCCUUGGUGGUGAGAAAUUUCGGCCGCGCCAUGUCUGCGCCGUCCACGCCCUUGUCGCACGAUGAAGACUCCGAGGUGGAAGAGGAGGAGCAGCCAAAGGAGGAAGAAGCACGGGAGGUGGCCAUCCCAUCAAUGGCCCCCCCAGUGGCAGCCAAGGUGGACGCAGAGAGGUUGAAGGCCCUGGAGGUACAGCUGCAGCAGUUCCAGGUGAAGCUGGACAAGCUCUCUAUCCUGGAGCGGCGGCUGGAUGCCCUAGAGAGAGAGAUGUGUGGGAAGAUCGUCAUCGACAGGCAGGAGUGGGACAACCUGGAGAGCCGGGUGCUGCUGCUGGAGACCAGGCUCACAUUGUCCUCAGUGCAGAAAGAUUUAUGCGCCACGAUUGAGGACGGAAGCUCAGCGAGACAUGACGAGUGUGAGUUGAGGCCCAAGACAUUUGAGUUUUCCCUCCAGUGUUGCGACCCCCCCAUUGCGGAUGACACCCAUGUUGCAGCAGUGACGGAUGCCCCAAAGGUGGAUAUUAGAGAGCGGCUGGAGAGGAUAGCCAACAUGAUGAAAGACACAUCUUGCCUUUUGAAAACAGUGGAACCCUCUGUGUAG
Scleropages formosus (Asian bonytongue) is the source of this 1504-nucleotide messenger RNA. RefSeq names its product centrosomal protein 44 (gene cep44). Lineage: Eukaryota; Metazoa; Chordata; Actinopteri; Osteoglossiformes; Osteoglossidae. Gene Ontology annotation, biological process: centriole replication; centriole-centriole cohesion. The transcript has 10 exons. Gene Ontology annotation, cellular component: spindle pole; centrosome. The record is from RefSeq and is a predicted model, not a curated record. Bases 305 to 1504 code for a protein of 399 amino acids.